Molecule: messenger RNA, 5500 nt
Organism: Biomphalaria glabrata
Lineage: Eukaryota; Metazoa; Mollusca; Gastropoda; Planorbidae
Product: serine/threonine-protein phosphatase 4 regulatory subunit 1-like
Exons: 20
Coding region: 225-3437 (1070 amino acids)
Biological process (GO): protein dephosphorylation
Molecular function (GO): protein phosphatase regulator activity
Source: RefSeq, a predicted model, not a curated record
UGUUGUUCGUCCGGAUACACGUGGUCCUAGUUUUCGUAACAUAUCCCCGAUUCAUUCACCAAAUAUACGUACAAUGAAUUUUACGCAAGUAGUGUAGUUUACAUGAGUCAUCGGCCCUUCUCGGCACUUUCCGUAACGCAAACCUAGAGAACCAAUCGUCAUCCAAUAUUGUCAUCAAAUCGACCAAUCAAAAGGCUCUAACAACACCUCGUGGUCUUUCCAACAUGGCGGAUUUGGAAUUUUAUCACGAUGAUCCAGACGAAAACACAGAUGAUGACUAUGGAUUUGAAAGUAGCUUGGGAGAUGUGGAGGAUAUCACUCCUCUCCAAAGGCUGGAAAAAUAUCUGGACAGUGAUAACAUAUUUAAUCGACAAAUGUUGGCUAGAGGUCUUCUUGACACACUCAGAGCUGUUUAUGAAUCUGAAGACAAUUGUGUGGCUGUAUUGGAUGCUAUGUCUCGCUUAUCAGAAGAUCCUGAACCUUCUGUACGAUCAGAAUUAAUGGAACAAGUUCCACACAUAGCAGUUUAUUGUCAAGAAAAUCGCCAUGCUUUUGACAAUGCUGUUCCUCGAUAUAUUUUACCAAUGGUUGUAAGAUAUCUCAAUGAUUCCAAUAGCCAGGUCCGUAAAACAAGUCAAGCAGCAUUACUGGUUUUAUUGGAGCAAGGACUAGUAGAAAAAUAUGAUAUAGAGAAACAGGUUGUGCACGUUAUUCUUGACUUGGCAUCACCUGAAAGUUUAGAUGAUUAUAGGUCAGAGGCAGCUGCUUUAAUGAGCAAAAUGGCUCCUCUUUUAGGAAAAGAUAUAACUGAAAGACAUUUUCUUCCACGGUUUAGUGAAAUGUGCACUGAUCCACUUUUUCAUGUCAGGAAGGUGUGUGCUGCUAACUUUGGUGAAGUGGCAAUAGUUGUGGGAGUUAAGAAUUGUGAAGACGUGUUGCUUCCCAAAUUUUUUUACUUGUGUGAAGAUGGAGUUUGGGGAGUUAGAAAAGCCUGUGCUGAAUGUUUUAUGACUGUUUCCUGUGCCUGUUCAUUAGAGACACGAAAAAAUGAGCUGGCUAAUCUUUUUGUAAAUUUAUUAUGUGAUCAAUCUAGAUGGGUCCGGAUGUCUGCCUUUCAACAAUUGGGACCAUUUAUUUCAACUUUUGCAGAUGCAGAUAGUACAGGAUUAUUUGUUAAUGAAGAUGGCAGCUUGAGUUUUAAAAAUGUGAACAGCCUUGAUGGUGACUUAGUAGGCCAUGUUACUGGACCUGUUGAUAAUGUAAAUAGAGAUACAGACUUGUCAGGAAUUUUACAGCUAACACCUUUAGAUUCUUCAGUAACAGGGGAUUCUGACCCUGAGUUAUUACAAGACAGUGAUGUUAGUAAUAAUAGUCGAAUGCAGGAUGAAGCUAUGCUUGUUGACAAUGAUGAUAAAGCAGAUAAUGAUUUUGAUGAAAUUGUAAUGGGAAAAGGAAAACUUGUAUUCAAUUUAGAUGGCAAAUCAAUUGAGGAAGUGAGAGCAGAAUCAACUGAAUAUUUAAAUUCUAAGAGAGAUGAUUCUAGUUUAGAAAUAAAUCAUGCCAUAGAUAUUGACAAAGCUCAUUCAGUUCAUUGUGAUAUAAGUAACAGCAACACAAGUGUUAGCCAAAAUAUAGAAAAUAUUUCCACAUUCCCUUCAGAGUCUAGUCGGGUAGAAUUUUCUGAUCACAGUGAAACUAUUUAUAGCUUAAAUAAAACUAAUGAUCUGAUAGCUGGACUUUCAGAUCCCACCAAAUGUGAUAAUCAACAGGAUGCUGCUGGUGAUUCUUCAAAGAAAGAUGGAAGUAAUUUUGUGCCUUAUUCCAAUGAUUCUGAUAGUGUUUUUAUGGAUAAUUCUCAGGAGAACAGUGCUUCUAUUAGAACUUUAGGAUCUGGUGAUGUUCCUUCUGAUAGAGUGCAUGUGCAUUUAGAUAAUAAUUACAAUACCUUUCAAUAUUGGCGAUCACCUCUUCCAGAAGUCAACAUAGAUUUCGAUAUCAUUAAUGGCCAGCCCACAAAUAUUCAUGUUGUGGCCAAAGUGAAAGAUGAAGAUUCCAAAAAAGUCUAUGCUUCAGAGAUGAAUGUUAGUAUAUCUGGCUCAUUGAAGCCCAGAGUAGAUUCUGUGGUGGACUCUUUGUCUGGCUUGUCAUUGCACAACAGUUUGAUCCAGUCCUGUACAAGUUCUUCUUUUGUGACAUCUGAUGUGGAGAAAUCUGGGGUUCGCAUCCAUACAGCCAGUGUGAGCACUGUCAGUGACAUUGCUGAUGAAACAGUUGCACAUUUUGGUAGCACUCAUGUACUUGGUCAACAUUUAGGAGAACAGCAUUUAGCUAUAGUGGAUGGUGUUGUUCAAGAUUUGAGUACUGGAAGCUUAAAUUUCUUGGAUGACUUAACAUCAGUAGAUUUUGGUUUGGAUGAUGCCUCUCUUGCUCAGCAGCAGAGCAUUGUGCCACAAUUGUUGCUUGAGAACUACUUGGGGAUGGUUGAUCCAUCUCGUGCUCAAACUGUUGAUGGGGAAAUAACCAAACAUUGUGCUUACAAUAUUCCUGCUGUGGCAUACACUCUUGGCAAACAAAACUGGCACUGUAUAAAAAAUUUGUAUGAAAGACUUGCUCAAGAUAUGCAGUGGAAAGUUCGACGCACUUUAGCAUUCUCCAUGCAUGAGCUAGCUAUGAUUGUUGGGGAAGAUAUAACACACACAGACUUAGUACCUGUUUUUGAUGGUUUUUUAAAAGAUCUAGAUGAAGUGAGAAUUGGAGUUCUUAAACAUCUAGCUGAUAUUUUUAAAUUAUUUCGACCUGAAGUGCGGUUGCAGUAUUUAUCCAGAACUUCAGAGUUCAUGAAAACUGAUAAUCAAAGAAAUUGGCGAUUUAGAGAAGAACUAGCUGAGCAACUUAUCCUGGUGUGUGAUCUAUUCCAUUGUAUAGAUGUUGUUGCUCAUAUUGUACCCCUUGCAAUGGAGAUGUUAACUGACAAAGUUGCUCAAGUUAGGCUUGUAGCACUUAAACUAAUUUGUGCCAUUUUGAAAAAGACAUAUCAAAAUGAAGAAAAGAAACUUUUAGCAUCUAUAUGCAAUGACAUCAUUGAAAAGUUUGCAUAUGACAAGAGGUGGCUGUGCCGCCAAACAUUUGCUCAACUGUGCUACACAAUAUUAGCAGACAAUAGCCUUCCAGCAGAUAUAUUUUCCAAAAAUUUUUUGCCCAGCUUGCUUGGUUUAAGUACUGAUGCUGUACCCAAUGUCAGACUUUCUUUAGCUAAAGUAAUGUCUCAAAGGAUUAUGCCUCUAGACUACUUCACAUCACACCAAAAUCCCUACCAUGAAGAUUUAGUGCAGACCCAGCAACGAUUACAAUCUGAUGUAGAUAAGGAUGUCAGGUAUUUUGCAAGUCAACAUCCAGGAACUGAACUACCGCUUUCUCUUGAUAUGGUACCAGUUUAAUAGGGCUCAGACUUUUUGGUGACCACCUAAAAUGGGCUGAUUUUGUCAACUGUUACAGCUAAACCACAUUUGAGACUGUUUUAACUCCAGCUGUUUAUAUAUAUGUAUAUUUUAUGUUUAAACUACUAGACUUUUAUACAGAGUUAAUAAACUGUCUACUCGAUUUCAGUAUUUGGCUUAAUUGACUUGUUGAAAAGUAAGGUUCAAGUUGAUGUAUUUUUUUAAAAACAUUUAGUCAACAUUUGUUUUAAAACUGCAGCAUUCUGUUUCUGUUUGACAUGCAAUUUUUGUUUAUUUUGACUUGUUGAACCAUACAUGUGACCAACAGUUGAUUGCAAUUUUUUUUUUUUUUUAAAUAAGAAAAUGAAAUGAUCUUUCCUGCCAGAAAGAAUAUCUGUGAUGACAACUACUGGUAGACAUAAUGUGCCUUAGAUAGGAUUUGAGAAUUCUUUUAUUUCCCAUAGAAAAACCUGAGCAUUUAUAAAGCCUAUUAAAUAAGUUUGUUUUGUAUACACAUUUUUUGCACAAUGAAUGCCCAUUUUUAAAUUUGACAUUCUACCCCAUCUUCAUAAUCACGUUUGUUCUAAGCCUUCAUGAAAUCUUUAAAAUAUUGUUAUUUUUUAGCAUUAUAAUUUAUUAUAUUGUUUUCUGAUAUAUUUCUAUUCUAAAAUGUAGGCAUUAAAAUGUAUUUUUUCAUAUUACAAAGAAUCACAAUUUUAAUAUGUUAGCCUUUUUUUUUUUUUUUUUUUUUUUUUUCGUUUAAAGCCAAAUAAUGAAGCAUUAAUACAGUUUAAAAAAAACAUGGCACUAAGAAAAUAUUAUUAGGUUUUGUUGUGGUUACUUUUUUUUAAAAAAAGAAAGCAAAAUUGAUGUCUAGAAGUUAGGUUUACAACACUUAUUAAAAGUGUGUUUCUAAUUCAAUAGUUCAAAUACAAAAACGUGGCUAGUGUAUGAAUAAUGAAGUGUAAAGCUGAAUGUUAUGUUCACUUGGAACCACUUCAAGUGUUUGGGCAAAAUUUUAGCUAAUGAGCACUAUCUAUGCAGUGUUUUCUGACUUGUAUCAAAAAUGUGUGUAUACAAUCUUAUUUUAUGUUGUCUGACUAGUAAUACUCCAAAUGUACAAACCUGUCUUUGUUCUUGUAAUUAAAUAUUUAAGUUUUAUCCCCAACUAUAUCAAAUACAUUUUGAUUUUUUCUAUAAAUACACUUUUAUUUUUAGACUAAUUUGGUUUAUCCUUUGAUGUUUUAAUCAAAUCAAUUUAAUACUAGAGCUCAUUGGGAGAGCAUGUAGAAUCAAUUCUCUGAUAUUCAAGUCAUCUUUACUUUCUGUUUAUAAAUAUAUAUAUAUGUAUAUAUAUAUAUAUAAUGAAAAUCUAUGUAUUACUAAAUGCUUAUAAACAAGUCUAUAUUCCUAAGGUGAUUUGUGGGUUUUAACAUCAGGUGUAUAUACAGUACAUAAAGUAAAUGUGUACCUCAUUAUCCAAGGUUUGUUGCAUAUCCCAAUUAUAAAUUGGAAAUGUGGGUCAUGAAGAAGAAUUUGGAAGUUAUAGAUGAAUGUUCUUUUGAUUAGAAUUAAAGAUCUUAGUUUUAGAAUGGCAAAUCUAACUUAAAAGCUUGCUUGUGUAAUUAGUUGAAGAGAUGUAGCCAAGUAGUAGGUUUACCUAUUUAGUGUAUAUGCUAAUUUGAUUGCAAAGUUAUCUUGGUUCAGUUGACUAGAUUUUAAGUCUUGUCUUCUAGAGAUUGAAAAGAACAGAUCUAUAAAAUAUGUUGUCUUUCAUUUGUGUCUUUCUUGUACAUUCUGUAUGACAAUCAACAUCUCCAUUUGGAGAAGUUGAAUCUGGCAGACAUACGUUUGCCGUAUCACCGCUGCAAUACUAAUCUCAUCUUUUCUUAUUUCAUCAUAAUAGUCUAUUUAUUAUGUGUAGUGUAGACUACUGAUUUCUAUUAGCCACCCCCAUGGAAAACAAGUCAUUGAGUUCUGUUUGUUAUUUAGCAAAGAAUGUGUCUGCAUAUUGCAUUCUAUUUAUGAAUCAAGUGAAGGAGAAAUAAAAGUACACUGUAACA